Cajanus cajan (pigeon pea) is the source of this 1113-nucleotide messenger RNA. The record is from RefSeq and is a predicted model, not a curated record. NCBI's taxonomy places the organism in Eukaryota, Viridiplantae, Streptophyta, Magnoliopsida, Fabales, Fabaceae.
AUGGUAGUAACACGCAAAGGACCAUCGACGUCGACUCAACCGAUCCCCAACCCCGAGAACAACCCCGUCAUGACCAACCAAGAACGUUACCCGUACGGAAUGCCUCAAACCGGACCAGAACCUGUGAUACAAGAGAGAGAGGCCGACGCCAGGGAGCUAGCCGAACUACGCCGCCAGAACGCCAAGCUUCGAAGCCUUAACUGGACAUACGUGCCGUCAACUCCUACCCUCCAAGAGGAGUCAGCAUAUCAUGCCCCAACCGACCAUGUCACCCGAACACCCGUCACCUCUCUGAUAGCUAACAAGGCCGACACCACCACCCACUCCCUGAGGCACCCCUUUUCUCGAAGAAUAAUGGAGGCAACCCUGCUAGACCACUGGAAAAACAUGCCGAUCGAGAAAUACGAUGGGUCCUCCGACCCUGAGGAACAUCUGAAUGUUUUCUUAACCCAAGCGACCCUAUCCACUCAGGAUGACUCGGCUUUGUGCCGAAUUUUCCCCACGUUGCUGAAGGGAAGAGCUUUGAGCUGGUUUACGAGAUUGCCGAGCGCCUCCAUUGACUCGUUCAGCAAGUUGUCGUCCCAUUUCACCCUACAAUUCGCAACGAGUAAGUCGUACAAAACGACCUCACUAGCCUUGGCGGGAGUCUGCCAAGAAAAGAAGGAAAGCCUGAGAAGCUUCAUGGAUCGAUUCAACAAGAUUGCAAUAGAGAUCGGCGAUCUUAAUCCUGCCGUGGUGUUGGACCGGCUGAGCACGGCCCUCAGGCCGGGACCGUUCGUGAAAAGCUUGUGCAAGAAACCACUCGUCGACAUGAACGACCUCCGGCGACGGGUCGAGAAGUACAUGCAAAUGGAGGAAUUGGCGGAGACCCGAAACCAAGCCAGGACCGAAGAGGGCUACGACCGAAAGGAGGCUAAGGUACUGGAGCAGGCUCUCGCAUCCGAAAUAUUGGUGAUGCCCAAGAGGGCAAACACGCCUCCGAGGGCUGACAAGGCUAAGACGUGCCGAUUCCAUCGAAACCGGGGUCAUUCGACAGAAGAAUGCUCGGUAUUAAAAGACAAGCUUGAGGACCUUAUUAAGCAAGGUCAUCUUGGAAACUUCGUGACACCAUAG